AUGCACAAUAGUGGUAGUCAGACCCAGGAAGCAACCAAAGGUUCCAACGUAAUGGAUCCACAAUCUACUGCACGCUCUUUUCAAUCAACUCCCCAAAGCCGUGUAAUGACUCGUGUAUUGAGGAAGCAUCAUAGACAAUCUGCAAGAACAACAUUGGUAGCGCACAAAGUUGGACCUCCGGGGCUUGAUGCCAAUACAGGGCCUUCAUUGUCUCCCGGACCAGGAGAGUCAAUCCCAGAGAACAACAAGGAUGAUGCAAGGUUCAUCAGCAUGAUGGAAGUGGCAAUGCUUUGGGCAUUCCCCGGUCUGGCCUCUCUUGCACAGAGUGUACAGAGCCUACAUAAUCAGAGUGGUUCUCCACACUACUGCCAACAGAAACAGAAACCGGCAGAAAUCAAACAGUUCAAAAAUAUCAGAAGCGAUGUACUUGCGUAUAACAGAGGUGAUGAAAACACUACUGGGCCCAACAGAGAAGACAUACACUUUGAUAUGAGGGGAGACAUGGGUUCUGAAUGGAACAAGAAGAUAUUCCAAUAUCUUCUUGAAUACCUGAAGCAAGCAAAAGACAAAUGGUGUCUUCCAGAAGCUCCAGACAGCUAUUCAGAAGAUUUGAUUAUUGAUAAAUUUAAUAGGGUUAAAUUGUACUGGAAAGCAGCUCAAUGGCAAGUCAAUUUGAAUGAUGAAGUGGAAACAUGGCAGGAAGUUAAGAAGAGGUUGAUUACACAACAGGAGGAUAGGUUGAACCAAGCAAGACAAAGGGAAAGACAAAGUAAUAUGGUUAUCAAAACCAAGAAGCAUAGCGGUGCACUAGACACUAUAAUAUGGGAAUGGCUGAAAGACAUGAUUGAUUGUCUGGAAGAGGACAUUAUGAGCUCAGAAGAGAGCAAUGUGGAGAGGGAUGACGAGGGAAUGGUGGAAAAAAUAUAUAGGGUGAAGGUGAUGUUUUGGCAAAGAAACAUUGAGAAAGAGCUUGGAAUUAUCAAUAAUACAAGAUUGCAAGAUGUUAACCUUUACUUGCAGUGAGGUUCCAAGCCGGCCAAACAAAGGCAGAGCAACAAGAAUCUGCUAACAAAAUGCAAUCCAGUUUGUACCCUUCCCAAGGUACUUUAUAACAAGGAUUGGCUGGAUAAUCAAAGUGCCAGCUAUUGCAAACUGACUCUGUGGGUAUCAAGGGAACAGUUCAGAUGAUUUGAGGUUAGUGCGCAGCGUGUAACUUGUACGUAGAUGUAUAUACUAUGGUGCCGUGAAAUAUCCUUAUGGUUGAAUGUAAUGCCGCUGUCAUGCACCAAAGUUGAUUGGUAGCAUGGACAGGUGUCAAUAACGAAGAGAAUAUUCAAAAAGACUUGCCUUUGCACCACACAGGCAUAGU
This is a messenger RNA of Serpula lacrymans var. lacrymans S7.9, 1369 nucleotides long. RefSeq lists its product as uncharacterized. Lineage: Eukaryota; Fungi; Basidiomycota; Agaricomycetes; Boletales; Serpulaceae. The transcript has 4 exons. The record is from RefSeq and is a predicted model, not a curated record. Bases 1 to 1023 code for a protein of 340 amino acids.